GUUAAAACAAUUAUUCAAAUCAUUUUGAAUCUGGAUGAGACGAGAAAAAAGGCCGUUUGAAAAAGAGCACACUCGCUCCACGCCAACAUUCCUGGCCAUAAGUCAAAAGCCAAUUUCCAAUAAACUCCUGCUGCUCUGCAGAAACUAUGUCCUAGAAAAUGACAGUUUUGCUUUUUUCUUUUUAAAUUUUUCCUAAAAAUGGCAUAAUCACCAGACCACUGGGAACACUUUGAAAUGAUGAUCAAAGUGGGACUUUAUGAAAAGAAAGGAAAGCACUACUAGUUCAUAUACUGAGAAAACCCACAUUUUCGACAAAAUUAUUUACUGAACCAAAAAAAAUAAUAAAAAUAAAUAACCCUUUAAUUAAAAAUAGACAUUACUGCUAUAUGACUUUCCAUAGUAAAAACUUAAACAGUUGUGUUGCUUUGUUUCAUUUCAGAUUUGUCACAAUGAUCUGGACCGUUCUUUUGUUCAGUGGGCUCCUCGUAGGGACUCUUUUAUCUCCAAUUUUAUCCCUAACCCCAUCCUCCACUGACAAAAAUCCCUGCUGGAUCUACAACAAUGGCCGAUCUGCAGACUGUCGAGGAAAACAACUUUACAGAGUCCCACAAAGACAUCUUCCCGCCACACUCCAAGAAAUAGAUCUCUCCUACAACGAAAUUAAUGCCAUCUACACUUCAGAUUUCCAGCAUCUCCCGCAGCUUCACACCCUUCAGCUGCAGUUCAACAACAUUUCCUACAUUGACAAUGAUGCCUUUCAAAACAACACAAUAUUGAAGCAUCUCAACAUUUUUAAUAACUCACUAUUGGAAAUUCCUACUGCAGCUUUAGAGCCUCUCCUCAAUCUAAAAAUGCUUUAUAUGUCCAACAAUUUAUAUAAACACGCCACUUUGGCCAACAGCUUCUCCAAGUUUGCUAAACUGCAGAUUCUGUCUAUGGGCGGUCCUUUAGUCAUGGGUCUGAAGAAGAGGGAUUUUUAUCCACUCAAGAAUAUCAAGUUGUACACAUUUGCCAUCAAGUGCUCCUCCAACCUCAGCUACUAUGAGCCUGAAAGUUUAAAAGUCGUACAAACAACUAUAAUGGGCUUUGAUAUGGCAGUUGAUCAGUUGCCAAGUGCUCUCCACAACAUGCUGCACGACUUAGCCAACAAGUCAUUCCAAGUCAUUCAGUUUCGCAACCUCUUUGAAUUUACAUACUACUUGGGAAAGGAUGACAUCUUUCAAGGUUUGCGAAAUGUGAAAUCCCAGCAGCUCAUUUUUCACAGAGGCAAAUUCAAUGAGAACCUUCUGAGGAUGGCUCUGAUGAACUUACAAGUGACCCCCAUCAAACGGCUGAGGCUUCAGUACAUCGACUUCGCCCGUUCACCCACAUUUGUUGACAGCGGGGUGGGGUCCAGCAUCACAAACUUGGCACUUGACAACUUGGAUCUUUGGUACAUCAGCAAUCCUGACAUCCUGCGGUUUGACUGGCGCUUCACCUGGUUCAAAAAGAUCAAGCACCUGUCCAUUAAACAUGUGUAUUUCAAUUCAGUUCCUUGUGACUCCUGGGCAGAGAUGGAAGGACUGGAGUUACUGGAUGUGUCCAACAAUCGACUGCUGAAUGAAUAUGUCUUCAACCAGCGCUGUGAUUACAGUGGCACGAUGCCUAAUCUACACACCUUCAACAUGAGCACCAACGACUUGACAAGCUUGAAAGACUUGUCAUCUCUAACAAGAGAGUUCAGGCAGAUGCGAGUGUUUGAUCUGAGCGACAACAAACUGGGAUCUACUCAAGAGAAGGAAGUCUGCAUCUGGAAACAGAACAUCACACAUUUUAUCGCUCACCACAACCCGCUAGGAAGCAAUGCUUUCAGCUGUCUGCCAACCACAGUGCACUACUUAGAUCUCUCCUACUGCAACCUGGACCAGUUAGAAAUGACAUACUUUAGAAAAGCUACCAACCUCAAACACCUCCUGCUGAGUGGAAAUAAAAUAAAGUUCAUUCCAUCUAAGUGGGAGAGCCUCUCCCUGCAGUUUCUGGCUCUGGAUGGGAAUUCCUUUGGCCUGAUUAGUAAGGAAUCCUUCCAGCACAUGCCCCAACUGUCUGAGCUGAGAGCAGGGAACAACCCUUACCAUUGCACGUGUGAGCUCCAUGCUUUUGUGGAGGACACACUAUCAGAGGGAAAGAUUAACCUCACAGACUGGCCGUCAAACUACAGAUGUUACCAUCCAGAGCCUUUUCUCAACACUUUCAUAUCCAAAUACUUUCCUGGUAAAGUUGCCUGUGACAUUCGAUUAGUUAUCAUCAUCAGUGUUGUUGUGACGACAGCAGUCAUCUUGGUACUUGUGCUGAUCUGCUACAUUUUCGACCUCCCGUGGUACACCAAAGCCACGUAUCAGAUCAUCAGAGCCAAAUACAGAGCUCACAAGGAGAAGGCGGCGGGGGAACUGGAGACUUUCACCUACCACGCCUUCAUAUCGUACAGCCACUCUGAUGCGGACUGGGUCAGGGACCAGCUCCUGCCCUGCUUGGAGAACACCAGGAACCCCUAUCGUCUGUGCAUUCAUGAGCGAGACUUCAUGCCAGGGAAAUGGAUUAUCGACAACAUCAUCGAGAACAUUGAAAGCAGUCGCAAGAUCAUUUUCGUCCUCUCCCGCCACUUUGUCAACAGCGAGUGGUGCAACUACGAGCUGUACUUUGCUCAGCAGAGAGCGAUGGGAAAGACUUUCAGCGACGUCAUCCUUGUGGUGAAGGAGCCCAUUGAUCCGAGCUCUUUGCCCAGCAAGUACUGCAAACUCAAAAAGAUGCUGAGCACCAAGACGUACCUGGAGUGGCCCCAACAGGCCAACCAGCAGCACUUUUUCUGGGCACAGCUCAGGAGUGUUCUGGGCAAACCCACAGAGAGCCAGGACAGGCCGCUGAGCAUCAGGAGAAGAAACUCAGAGGGAAGAGUUUCUGUAACUGGGACUCGAGCGGAGAAAAAUCUGGGAAAAGAGGACACGACUGACGCAAAUAAAGAUCUCGAGUUUGUUGAGAGGAAUGGUGUCGAACUGUCAAACCAGAGACAAAUACCCAUCGUGGCCUUUUAGUCUGAACAUAUGUAUUUAUUUAGGUUCACGCUUUAACACCUGAGCUCCAGUGUUUAUGUUCUUUGAUUUAUUGUCAUUUUUCAACCGUUAGCAUGAACGUGUUAACGGGUAAAAGGUUACAGUAUGUUGUUUCUUUUUUUAUAGUAGAGACCUUUAUUUACAGAAGUAUUUCAUAUCUGAUGCAAUAAAAACUAUUAAGGACAGACUGACACAACCUUUUCUGUGUUCUAGUGAGACAAACAUGACAAAAACUGAAUAUGAAGACUGUUUUUCCUUUAAGAAAAUUCUUAUUUUUUUGAAAAAAAAAAAAUGUCUUCUUAGUUUAAGAAAACAAGUCUUAGAGACGAGAAUUUUUUUCUUUCUUGUAAGAUGCGAUUAUUUUGCUUAUUUAAAGCAAUUGUUGUCAAACUUAAAUCAUUUAAGGGGUCUAUUUUGGCUGUGUAUUAUGAUAAAAUGUACAAAAACACAAAGUGAAGCUUCACCUAUUUUUUUUUGUUUUAAUUAUAUUGUUUAAAUGGUGUAAAAACAGCACAAACCAAGUUAACAAUAAUAGUGCUCAAUUCUUUCAGUUCAUUCAAGUGUUGGUUUUAGUUUUGUCCACUAGGGGGUGGUAAUGUGCUGACAGAUGUCCAAAGAUAACUCCUGCACUUCUGUUGAGUUUUUUUUUCUACACUUGCACAGCAAAACAUAUUUUUUUUAUGUGCAGGAAAUGAAAUAUUAAUGCUUUAAAAAGGGAUUAGUGUGUUUAUUACACUUAAUGUUUUCAUAUGUUUUUGCACUGCACACUGACUUAUAUUAUAUGUUUUCAUUGAGCUAUUUUUUCUAAGCAAUGUAAAUAUAUUUUUUACUUUAUAUGAAAAUAGUUUACUCUGUAAAUUGACUUUUUUUUUUGCUUUGGUUUACCAGUCCACUGGCAUGUAGUGGACUCAGAUCCAUAGAAAUAUGAGAAAUACUCCAAGUAAAAAAUAACUACUUUUUUGUUUUUAUAAAAGCUAUUAAUUGUAGUUGAUAAAGUUCUAGGGGUUUUUAUCAGCUUUAAGUAGAAUCCUUGUGUGUGACAGCUGCCCUUAAAAUGCUGACCAUAAAUGCUUUAAUGUGAAGUGUUAUCAAAAGUUGACUUUCAAUAAAAACUGUUUCAAAAAUGAGAAAUUUCUGCUUUGACAAUUACUCUGCUGUACUGAUACAGAGAAUAUCCUAAAGUGUUUUCCUAGUAAAAA
Molecule: messenger RNA, 4285 nt
Organism: Oryzias melastigma (Indian medaka)
Lineage: Eukaryota; Metazoa; Chordata; Actinopteri; Beloniformes; Adrianichthyidae
Gene: tlr18
Product: toll-like receptor 18
Exons: 3
Coding region: 387-3068 (893 amino acids)
Biological process (GO): immune response; inflammatory response; toll-like receptor signaling pathway
Cellular component (GO): membrane
Molecular function (GO): protein binding; transmembrane signaling receptor activity
Source: RefSeq, a predicted model, not a curated record